AUGGUCGACUGGCUCAGUCUCGCUGUGCCUCUGGCCUAUCUUGGCGUCCUGCUAGGCUCCCUGGCAACCUUCUCUUCGCUUUACCGCAAGCGCAAGGCUAGAAAAGCAGCCUCCCUGGAGCCAUGGUUCCCCGCCCACCUGCAACGCGAUAUCUACUUCUCUCUGCUCCAUCUGGAACCCUCGUCUACCUCAAAGGAGAAGAAGGCCCCCGCUGUUCCGGACUCUGUCCUGAAAGCUGCUCUUCUCCGUCGCGCCACGGAAGACAUCCGUCGCGUUCUGGCGCUCCGGAGCCAGAAGCAGGCUCUGGCUAUGCUCCUCCAGCGUGGGAGUGUAGGCGAUGAUCUCUGGCAGCGAUUCCAGCGCGCCGAGAAGGAGAUGGAGGAUGAAGUGCGCGAUGUGGUGUCGGAGGCAAACGCCUACACCCCUAACUGGGGCCAAACCAUCUUUCAAUCCGCCAACGAAAUGCUGAACAAUGACAUCUACCGUAAGCGUAUCGAAGAGCACCAGUCCAAGCUGGCCGAGGAGCGCCAGUGGUGGGACAAGAAGAAGGCAAGCAUCCAGGAGGGGUUUAUGAAGGAGUUGGAUGAGGGCUCGUCUGGGACCACCGGUAAUGGUGCUGCGCAGACUGCGACCACCACCAAGACUUUCGAGACGGCGACCUCGCUCCCGGCAUCCUCGGUUCAGGGGAGUGAUGACGACGCGGUGCUGGUUGAGGCCGACCCGUCGGCCAGUCAACCCGCACCCACGCCAGCUACUCCUAGUGGCGGUGGAGGUGGGAAGAAGAAGAAGGGCAAGGGGAAGAAAUAA
Molecule: messenger RNA, 807 nt
Organism: Penicillium alfredii
Lineage: Eukaryota; Fungi; Ascomycota; Eurotiomycetes; Eurotiales; Aspergillaceae
Product: Sec63 complex subunit SEC66
Exons: 3
Coding region: 1-807 (268 amino acids)
Biological process (GO): post-translational protein targeting to membrane, translocation
Cellular component (GO): Sec62/Sec63 complex
Source: RefSeq, a predicted model, not a curated record